AUGGGCUUCGCAUCUUCUCCCGAAGCCAAAUCGUUCAGCAUCGAGGCUACAAAUAUGCCAUCGGCUCCUCUAUUACUGCGCCUAUACUGCAAAAAGACUCGACUAGUUAUCGGAGUCAUACUGCUUCUCGUCAUUUCACAUGUGUUCUUCGGUUGCUCAAUCUUCAACCUUAUUCCAUCGAAUACAUCUGCUACCCCAAAUUUCCCCAACGCUAUACCCCAAUCCAUACCCUGGGCGCCUACAAGAUCGCAGUCAGACCUUCGGAUCGCAAAAGCAACGAUACUAUACGACUUCAGGAAACCCGAUACAGGCACUCUCGCCCUCGAUGAUCUCCACACUCAAAACUUCGGAUACGCAAGCCACAUUCUCCAAACACCUAUCGUGCGAGGCGCUUUAAACAAAUUCCUCUACCUCCAGUCACUCAUCAUCACCGAACUCCAAAAACCAAUCGAAGAUCAAAAAGAAUGGAUACUCUACCACGAGACUACCGUCAUCCUCGCAAAUCCACACAUACCACUCCACCACUUCCUCCCACCCAUCACAGACGUCGAAACAUUCAAGAUCCUCUCUAUCAUCGCCACGAAAUCCGAAAGCGAAGAACUAAAUACGAAGGUCUUCUUCAUCCGGGUUAGCGGAGGCUCACUGCGUAUCUUGACUGAAGCCAUGGAGAUGAUAUACAACUUGCCAGACAACGGAGAUGAAGAUGAGGAAUUCAGUGUGGUAGCGACAGCCUUUCAAACUACCCUAGCCCGCCCCCACCACCUCGAAAAAGCAAUCUACCAACCCCGCGAAUGGUACAAUAGUACCUCUUCUCUCUUCUACCAGCCUUACUAUCCUACGGCGGCGCAUCGUCUCCUUUCACCACCUGUCACCCAAACCACAUCAGUCGAUACGGAAGGGAGCAGUCCGAUGUUUCCUGAUGCAGACACGGUACACAGGUUUUGGCACGUUGUGCGUGAAGCGCGGCGCGUGUUGAACGAAGCGAAGGAAAAGGGCCAUACGAGUGAACAGGGAGAGUGGUGGGAGAUGGUAGCGGAGGUGAAGGAAUGGGUUGAGGGUAGGGCUUGGGAUACGGAGGAGCUGGAGAGGAGGGUGAGGGUUCUGAGGGAGGGUUUGGAUAUCGAUUGA
Messenger RNA from Alternaria hordeiaustralica, 1128 nucleotides. RefSeq lists its product as uncharacterized. Lineage: Eukaryota; Fungi; Ascomycota; Dothideomycetes; Pleosporales; Pleosporaceae. The record is from RefSeq and is a predicted model, not a curated record. The transcript has a single exon. Bases 1 to 1128 code for a protein of 375 amino acids.